CCAUAGAUUCACUUCUCUCUCUCUCUCUCUCUGUGUGUGCUUCUGGGUUUCUAGGUGUUCAAAGAAUCUUCGAGCAGCGAGUGGAGAAUCGAGCUAUAUAUCAAUCAUUUAUCGGGAAAUCAGGAAUUGGGGUUGUGUGAUUUAAGGAUUAAUUAGUCCAAAACAUGGUGUUUAAUAAAGCGACUUCAUCUUCUCAAGCCCUUCCAACCUUGGCCAGAGAAGACACACCUCUCCUGGGCAAGGCUUCUCACCUUUCUUCCCUACCCAAGACCUUCGCUAAUGUCUUCAUCUCCAUCGUCGGUGCUGGCGUGCUUGGCCUCCCUUAUACCUUCAAAAAGACAGGUUGGGUUUUUGGCCUUCUCAUGAUCCUAGCCGUCUCAAUCCUCACAUAUCACUGUAUGAUGCUUCUGGUCUACACUCGCCGAAAGCUCGAAUCCCUUCAGGGCUUUUCCAAGAUCAACUCUUUCGGUGAUCUUGGAUUCACCGUCUGUGGCUCCAUUGGUAGAAUCGCCGUCGACGUCAUGAUCGUUCUCUCCCAAGCCGGAUUUUGCGUCAGCUACCUCAUCUUCAUCGCCAAUACCUUGGCUUAUGUCUUCAAUUCCUCUGUUCCAACCGUCUUGUGGUUUAAGCCCAAGACUUUCUACAUUUGGAGCUGUUUCCCCUUCCAAUUAGGUUUGAAUUCGAUCCCUACACUGACCCAUCUAGCUCCUCUAAGCAUUUUCGCUGAUGUCGUCGAUAUCGGAGCCAUGGGGGUUGUGAUGGUUGAAGAUGUUAUGAUCUUCAUGAAACAACAACAAUCCCUUCUGGCUUUUGGGGGUUUGAACGUUUUCUUUUAUGGUCUGGGCGUUGCCGUUUAUGCCUUCGAAGGGAUCGGCAUGGCUUUGCCACUGGAAUCAGAGACAAGAGACAAGCAGAAGUUUGGGAGAAUUCUACUCUUGUCCAUGAUCUUCAUCUCUCUCAUGUAUGGUGGAUUUGGAGCUCUGGGUUACUUUGCUUUUGGAGAAGAGACAAAGGACAUAAUCACCAUAAACUUAGGGAACGGCUUGGUGAGCAACUUGGUUCAAUUGGGUUUGUGUGUGAAUUUGUUCUUUACCUUUCCAUGUAUGAUGAAUCCUGUCUACGAAGUGUUCGAGAGAAGGUUCUUUGGAGGUAGUUAUUGUAUGUGGCAGAGAUGGGUGGUGGUGUUGGUUGUGAGCUUGGUUGCUCUCUCUGUGCCUAAUUUUGCAGAUUUCCUGUCUUUGGUGGGGAGCAGCGUUUGUGUGGUUUUAGGGUUUGUGUUGCCUGCUUUGUUUCAUCUGAUGGUAUUCAAGGAUGAAGUGGGUUAUGGAGGAUUAAUUUUGGAUGUUGUGAUAGUGGUGAUUGGUUUGAUAAUUGCUGUUUCUGGAACUUGGUCUUCUCUGUUGGAAAUUUUCUCUGUGUCUAGAGUAUGAG
Messenger RNA from Telopea speciosissima, 1431 nucleotides. RefSeq names its product amino acid transporter AVT3B-like. The record is from RefSeq and is a predicted model, not a curated record. The coding region runs from base 165 to 1430 and encodes 421 amino acids. Gene Ontology annotation, molecular function: amino acid transmembrane transporter activity. The transcript has a single exon. Gene Ontology annotation, biological process: amino acid transmembrane transport. Lineage: Eukaryota; Viridiplantae; Streptophyta; Magnoliopsida; Proteales; Proteaceae. Gene Ontology annotation, cellular component: vacuolar membrane.